Xylona heveae TC161 is the source of this 1608-nucleotide messenger RNA. RefSeq lists its product as hypothetical. The transcript has 2 exons. Bases 1 to 1608 code for a protein of 535 amino acids. The record is from RefSeq and is a predicted model, not a curated record. Gene Ontology annotation, molecular function: ubiquitin protein ligase activity. NCBI's taxonomy places the organism in Eukaryota, Fungi, Ascomycota, Xylonomycetes, Xylonales, Xylonaceae.
AUGUCUAAUUUUCCAGGUGCGAAGUGGGACCCUAUUGAGGUCCUGAAGCUUGAGCCGGUGAGCUAUACCUGCGUUGGCUGGGCGCCCUCACAAGGCCGCAGAUGCCGUAAUCCCAUCGCACAAGCAAACAGAUGUGCGGCCAGCAAUCUUCUCGCGAUGAUGGCCUAUCAAUCUCCAUCCGCUUCGAAGCUGACGGACAUACUUGACGACCUGGCUCACCGCAUUCUGUGUAAACGGAACCACCAAUACCAAGCAGGGGAUAUGGUCAUGAAAUGGCAACAGAUGAUCACCAUGUACAAGCAAUCUAUGAGGGCAACUCCGCCACGGACUACCUCUCAGCAUGUCCCUACGUCGAGGCAGAACUAUCUACCUUCUCCUCCAGCUUCUCCUCAACAACAGCUUGUUCGUCAUUCGGGGGAGGUGUAUUAUACAGAGCGCGAGUCUCUUGAUAUUUUCGCUCCAGUACGGCAUCCCAGAUCUGGAUCUUAUAUCUCUACAACGCCUAGGGCGUCCCAUGGGACUGCGCGUCGACAAGCAACUAUACCGGACACAGGCAGACAUUCUACUACGACCGAACGUCAGCCCCAGAGCAGUCGCCGACAGCGACAUACCAGACUUUUGACGCCUCCUGAGAGCGAAGAUGACUCUGAGUCUGAAUACGACUCUGACUCUGACUCUGAUGAUGACGACGACGACGAUGACGACGACGGCUACGACUAUUCAGACAGCAUUCCUGAAUACAGUGAUGCGACGUCUCACGCCUCGCUGUCCACCCAGCGGUCGUCGAGGUCGUCAAACUCUCGUUCCACUCGUACAACUUCAUCACGGGAAACACCCCGAGGGCUCCUCAUUAAUGACCGGACUGCUUCAUCCCAAAGGACUGCCCCUGUUCCAGCCCGAACUUCUUCCAACACUACUACUAGUAGAGCAGCUCGAACCACGACUUCUCCUCCAUCUACUCCAUCUACUCCAACGCCAGUUUCCCGGCGCCCAGCCGUUCGGCGUACAAACAUUGAUACACCAACGUCCACCUCUGCCGCUUCAUCCACUACCCCAUCUACCCCUUCUCCUUCUAUUGUUACCCCUUCUCCUUCUAUUGUUACCCCUUCUCCUUCUAUUUCUACUCCUUCUUCUUCCGCUAUAUCCACACAGUCUGUCCGUUCUGCAUCUCCCGCUCAAUCAUCCACCAGUACACGAUCCUCUACAUCAAGAGCAUCGUCAAACAAUCAUACCAAUACCUCCACGGGGACAGCCACCUCACGCAGUCCUUCCAAUCCAACUACCACCCCUGCCAACCAACCUCCCACCACCAGUACUCCAACUCCUUCCCCAUCUGCCUCUACGCCCAACGCCGCCGCCACCUCGACGCCCACCGCCACCGCCAGCCCCGCAGACUCCCCUCCGACAGCCACCCGCAAACCAAUCACCGGCGACUGCGCCAUCUGCCACGAGCCUUUCGAAGACAAUGACAGUCUCGUCUGGUGCAAGUCCCAGUGCGGCCAAAACUUCCACGCGCCCUGCUGGAAUGAAUGGGCCGAUUGCAUUCGUGCGACUGCGCCUGCCAGGACGCUCAAAUGUGUUUAUUGUCGAGCACACUGGCGCGAAUAG